CCUCUCCCCACCCAUGUCAAUGCUCCGAGUGUCCCAAGCGAGCGAGCACCGUCGUUCAUCCUGUGACGAACUGCUAGCGACAGAUGGUCAACCAGACCUCCUCGAGUUCACCUCUGACGACGACUCCGAAAUGACCUCGGCAACGAUUAACCGAACGUCGCUCCACCAGCGGGAAGAGACUCCCGUUCCUGCCCGACCCAGUCUUUUGCGCGUCAGGCGAAGGGAAUUUAGGGCCUCCCUCGUGCGCGUCAUUGCGCUAUUCUGCGCCUGCUGGUUUAGUGUCGGCAGUCACUACACGACUUACGUUCUCGGCCCGCUGAAAUCCCGAAUAUCAAGAGAUCUGGGCACUGCACUGCUGCUGCUUGGGGAUCUCGCGAACAAUGUCAAACUUAUGACCGCCGGAAUCUUCAUCUUCGGACUCGGCGUUAAGCCACUUGCCGUUGUGCAAGAGACCAUCAUUGCCCGGUUCUUCAAGUCUCAUGGGCUGGGCGUAUCGAUGGCUUUCGGACUUGUAGCCGGGAAAAGCGCGUCUUUCAUCUCGGCACGCACCUCCUAUCCUCUUGUCGAGAGAUUCGGGCCGCAUGCACCGUUCUAUGUGGCCACGUUCCUGACAGCAGUGUCAGUCUGCGUGAAUCUGAUCUACAUUGCAUCUUCUCGAUGGCUGAUUGACGAGGGCGGUGCCGAACUCGAAGCUGCCGACAUCAACGAAGAGGCUCGCAGGCGUGCUGCCACAAAUAUUACCGAAGCCCAAGCCCUCGAGAAAGUCGCUGCAAAGCGACGGGUCCAUCUUCAGGACAUGUUCAAGCUGAACGAUGUCUUUUGGGCCUAUAUCGCAGUAAAUAUCUUUACAGGCAUGAUAUGGAGUCCUUUCACCCAUUUAUCUGCCAAUAUCAUAGAAGUACGCUACAAAAUGUCAGAAAAGGAUGCAGCAAACACAGCUUCCUAUGUGCUCGUCGGGAGCGUCUUCUUGUAUCCGAUCUGUGGUUUUGUUGUCGACCGCUUCAAGCGUAAACCAAUCGUCAUCAUGCUCCUCCUGCUUUCUUCCUUCAUGACAUUAUGUGCUUAUACGUGGUUGGUUCUUCCGCCCGGGUUGACCAAGACUGCAAAGCCAGCAAUUGCUGCCUUUGGCUUUGGUCACGGCUUUGCUCCACUUCUUCUGGUGCUCAUUGUCCCCAAAAUUGUCCCAGCAAAGUUCAUCUCCACUGCAUUGGGGGCGCAUAAGAGUCUCGAGCAAAGCGGAGCCACAAUCUUGCAGACCCUGGCUGGAUUCAUCAUGGACAAGGACAAGCGAGACCGCCCCGAUGGCUCUUCUACCCAGGGCAUUCUCAAUGUGUUCUGGUCCUUGAACGUCUUCCAGUUGCUGAGCAUCAUGGGGGUCGCCUGGCUACAAUACCAAAGACGCGCUCGGCCCGCGAGAACAACACGAAAUGAAACGACGCCAUCGAACGACCCGACUCAACCCCUUUUGCAAGCUGCAGCUUCGCCUCGACGUUACUCUACAAGCAGUUCUAGAUCCGGUGUCCUUCCGUUCGAGGAAGGAUCGCUUUCUAGUGGAGAACAGAAGAGAGGCAAAGUCUUCGCUGUGUCUUCUGCGGGCUUCAUAUUCUGUGCCUGGGCCCUCUUUUUGUCGGCAGCAUGGAUCAAGCUAGGCGCGAAAAAGGUGUCGAUUCCACAACUUUUCCUCAAGAUCGUCAAGACUAGGAUGGGAGCAUACAAAUACAUCGGUGAACUUUACAAGAAGAAGCAGUCGGAUGUCCUCCGUUUCCUGCUCCGUGUGCGGUGCUGGGAAUACCGCCAGCUGAACGUCAUCCACCGUGCUUCCCGUCCCUCUCGCCCCGACAAGGCCCGUCGCCUCGGCUACAAGGCCAAGCAGGGCUACGUCGUCUACCGCAUCCGUGUCCGCCGCGGUAACCGCAAAAAGCCUGUCCCCAAGGGUGCUACCUACGGCAAGCCCGUGCGCCAGGGUGUCAACCACCUGAAGUACCAGCGUGGUCUCCGCAGCACCGCCGAGGAGCGUGUCGGCCGCCGCUGUGGCAACUUGCGGGUCCUGAACUCAUACUGGGUGAACCAGGAUGGUGUGUACAAGUACUACGAGGUCAUUCUUGUCGACCCCCAGCACAAGGCGAUCCGCAAGGACGCCCGCAUCAACUGGAUCGCCAACCCCGUGCACAAGCACCGCGAGUCCCGUGGCCUUACCUCCAUCGGCAAGCAACCCGCAUAUGCUUUCCCAGACACGAGAUCUUACUCUGGCUGGGGAUGGGGCAAUCUCUGGGCGAGAUCGAGCUCUCACGAGCUAGCGACGGCGUCAAAUGGGAGCACCUUCAUCUGGCUCCCGAAAGACGACUACUCUGGCAAGACCUUCUUUGACGGGUUCUCGUUCUACACCGAUUCUGAUCCGACACACGGCACGGUGAAUUAUGUCAAUUCAUCGUAUGCAUUCAACAACAGUCUGGUGUAUGUCGCCGACAACGGCACGGUUUUCAUGAAGGGCGAUGAUACGACUUGGCUGCCCGAAGGCCAAAAUCGUUCGAGCGUCCGGAUAUCGAGUAUAGCCCAAUACAACACGGGUCUGUUCAUCCUCGAUCUGAAUCGAGCGCCGUGGGGAUGUGGCGUUUGGCCCGCUUUCUUGGGUGGAGGGCAAUGGCCGUAUACGGGGGAGAUAGAUGUUAUCGAAGGAGUGCACGAUAACGAACACAAUCAGGUCACUUGGCACACUGGACCGAACUGCACCCUGGCCGUCGAAACCAACUACACAGGAAGCAAUGUUUUGGCUGCGAAUGGAUCCCCUAUUACAGAUUGCGAUGGAACGUUACCUGGGAACGCUGGUUGCGGCAUCAUCGAAUGGAGUAAAGCAUCUUACGGCCCAUACUUCGAGGCCCAAGGCGGUGGGAUCUUCGCGAUGAAGUGGGAUGAAGAGGGGAUUGCUGUCUAUUCCUUCUACCGCUCGGCCAUUCCUGGAGAUAUCCUGGCUGGUAGCCCCAAUCCUGCCAAUUGGGGACCUCCAGUCGCAGCCUUGGCUCCGGCCAGUUGCGAUCCGAUCACCAAUUUUGUAAACCACUCGAUCAUUUUCGACAUCACUUUCUGCGGUGAUUGGGCGGGAAACUCGUAUGCCACUUCCGGCUGUCCUGGCUCGUGUACGACACGUCUUAUGGAUCCGACCAACUUUGUGAACGCAUCCUGGAGCAUCAACUCGCUGAAAGUGUACAGCAAAGCGGCCAUCAACGGCGGCUUUCUGCGGCAACUGCAGCUCCCAUCGGAUUAUCUUCCUCGCACCUAUUUCUACUCGUCUUCGGCUUGAUGCUGGCGAUAUGGGUAUAAACAGACAAUGAAUGUUGGUUACAAUGUGCUAUCCGGUAGUAGUACGUGUUAGUCCAGAUUGAUGCAAGUUCCAG
Messenger RNA from Mycena citricolor, 3392 nucleotides. Lineage: Eukaryota; Fungi; Basidiomycota; Agaricomycetes; Agaricales; Mycenaceae. The record is from the annotation of a GenBank genome assembly.